Molecule: messenger RNA, 447 nt
Organism: Thamnophis sirtalis
Lineage: Eukaryota; Metazoa; Chordata; Lepidosauria; Squamata; Natricidae
Product: late histone H2A.2.2-like
Cellular component (GO): nucleosome
Molecular function (GO): DNA binding; protein heterodimerization activity; structural constituent of chromatin
Source: RefSeq, a predicted model, not a curated record
AUGUCUGACGAUCAAUGUGACACGGAGAGCUUUGAAGAUCUCGAACCAGAGCCAUCCUACCGAAGAGGACGUAGGAAGCCGAAAACAUCUCGUUCUUGUCGGGCGGGGUUGAUAUUCCCCGUCAGCCGCAUCGACCGUUUCCUUCGGAAAGGCGAUUACGCCGAGCGCAUGGGCUCGGGAGCCUCCGUCUACAUGACCGCCGUGCUUCAGUACUUGACCUACGACCUGGUGGACAUUGCCGGGAACAUCGCGAUGGGGGACGGACGGCGUCGAAUCGCUCCCGGACAUUUGCGCCAGGCGGUCAGCAACGAUUCGGAGCUCCAGUCUGUCUUUGGGGGCGUCCUGACCGAGGAGACGACCUGUCCGAGGAACUCGCCCGCUACGUCUUCCAGAAAGGGGAAGAAAUCCAGCAAGGGCCUACGAGCUCCGAAGGCCAUUGUGGCGUAA